GAGAGGCAUGUGAAGAGCAUAUCAUGUGGCUCUAACUUUUCAUCAAGCAUAUGCAUCCAUAAAUGGGUCUCAGGAGCUGAUCAAUCAGUUUGCUCUGGUUGUCGUCAAGCAUUUGGUUUUACAAGAAAGAGACAUAAUUGUUACAACUGCGGUUUAGUACAUUGUCAUGCUUGUAGCUCCAAGAAAGCUUUGAAGGCUGCAUUAGCUCCAACUCCAGGGAAGCCACAUCGUGUAUGUGAUGCUUGUUACACAAAGCUUAAAGCUGGAGACUAUGUUUAUAACUCCAGUGUUGCUAAUAGAAACGCCUCGACUCCUACAAGGUCACUAGAUGGCUUGGUAAGACCAGACAGAGAAACAAGGUCGUCGAGAAUUUUGUUGUCCCCCAAAACUGAACCGGUCAAGUACUCUGAGGUUAGGUCAUCAAGAUCUGAAUCUUCUAUUGUAAGAGCCUCACAAGUCCCAGCUCUUCAGCAACUUAAAGAUGUCGCAUUUCCGAGCUCGCUUAGCGCGAUUCAGAAUGCAUUUAGACCCUCUUCCUCAUUGUCCUCAAGUACAAGAACAUCAAGAAGACAAACGGUUAGGAGUCCGAAACAGAAGUGUGAUCAUCAAGGUACAAAGAUCCAAAGACUAAAGAAAACAGCAAGAGAGGUUUCUGAAUUAGCUGUAAAGCAUUCUUCAAAGCAUAAGGCAGCAACAGAAGUCAUGAAAUCUGUCGCUGAACAUGUAAGCUACUUACUCAUUAUAUGGAUCAUAAAACAUUCUCAAAAGAUUACCGAAGCCUAUCUAAAUGCGAGUGAAGCAUCUAAAACAUCUUUACCUACAACUUUGGGUAUGGUUCAACAAGAUACAACCCUUUCUGCAAACACACAAGAGCAAAAACUAGAGCUACAAUCAUCAUCUAGUGGAGCUACCACGAUGUCUCAAGAACCUUCAAACAUAACUGAUGCAACUUCUCACCCGUCGGAUUCAAGACCACCAACGGAAGCUUCAUCACCACCAUCAAAAUCAGGAGGCAAGGAGAUUAUCGAACAAUUUGAGCCUGGUGUUUAUGUUACUUAUGUAUUGCACAAAAACGGCGGAAAGAUCUUUAGAAGAGUUAGAUUCAGUAAACGGAGAUUUGAUGAGCAUCAAGCAGAAGAAUGGUGGAAUAGCGAAAAAGUUAGGUUGCUUAAAAGAUAUAGUCAUCAUGUUUUAUCAUCAAGUCCUAGGGCUUCUGAUUCAGUUCCUACACUAGCUCCAAUUCUACCACCAGCAUCAUCUCCUACACAACCACAUUCUGGUGAAGCAGAGGAUUCCAAAAGCAGUUCU
Thlaspi arvense is the source of this 1308-nucleotide messenger RNA. Lineage: Eukaryota; Viridiplantae; Streptophyta; Magnoliopsida; Brassicales; Brassicaceae. The record is from the annotation of a GenBank genome assembly.